ACCAAUAGGAAACAAAAAUGUCUCCAAACCACACCGACUCUCCGGAAGUUCUUUGCCUUUCAAGCCCUAUACAGGAAGAGGAGGGAAUGGGCACUUUGAAGUCUUUGACAAGCUAGGCAGUUUCCCAGAGUGUCAUCAUGGGGACAGCCAGCCUGGGGUCCAUCUGGGCAGUAUUCCUUCUUCCUCUUGUGUUUGGGGUCCCCACAGAAGAGCCUACCUUUGGGGAGUCUGUGGCCUCCCAUCUCCCCAAAAACUGUCAACGAUGUUGUGACCCUGAGGACCCACUGUCCCCUGCUGACACGGUCAAUGCUGUUCCCCCCUAUGUCCUGCCCGAGGUCAGGCCGUACAUCAACAUCACCAUCCUGAAAGGUGACAAAGGGGACAGAGGUCCUUCAGGAACGCCAGGGAAGCCAGGCAAGAAUGGUACCCGAGGGGACCGUGGCUCUCAGGGUAUCAAAGGUGACAAGGGGCAGGCAGGUAGCCCUGGCAGCUCGUGCCAGACGCAUUACUCGGCCUUCUCUGUGGGCCGCAAGACGGGCUUGCACAGCAGCGAGAACUUCCUCUCACUGCUGUUCGACAGGGUCUUCGUGAACACGGACGGCCACUUCGACAUGGCCACUGGCCGCUUCGUGGCUCCCCUGCGAGGCCUCUACUUCUUCAGCCUCAAUGUGCACAGCUGGAAUUACAAGGAGACCUACGUGCACAUAGUCCACAACGAGCAGGCGGUCGUGAUUCUGUAUGCACAGCCCAGCGAACGCAGCAUCAUGCAGAGUCAGAGCGUGAUGCUGCCCCUGGUGCCAGGUGACUACGUGUGGGUGCGGCUCUUCAAGCGGGAGCGGGAGAAUGGCAUCUACAGCGAUGACAUGGACACGUACAUCACCUUCAGCGGCCACCUGAUCAAGGCAGAGGACAACUGAGCUUCCCCGGCCGCCUUCACAGCUGGGUGGCUGGUGGCUAGGGCAGGUCCUGUAGGUCCUAGGGCUCGGUCUGCUGCCCUCCAUUCCUUGUCUCCACUGUAAUCUGUCCCCAUCCCCUCCCCUGUUGGCUUCAUUUCCCCAUACUUUUGGGCUCACUUAUUCCAGACUUUGCCAGCCUCUAGAGUGGCUCUCCUGACACUCCACCAUGCUAUUUGUCCCCGUGGACUUUGUUAUAUGAUGGAUUCUGGCUUCUCAUUCUAGACCCAGGAUUCUGCAUUUCUAGCGAUUUCUUCUGGAAUACUGUUGCUACUGGUUGAUGGAUCACACUUGAGGAAUUGUGCUCCCUAGAAUGUUCCCAGCAUUUCUAGGGACUUCACGAACACUCUGGAAUUCCCCCCAAACUCUAUUCUUCCCCAUAUCCUCCUCCCCCUGGGCUUCACCCACCUCUGACCUUUCACCUCCCCGCCAUUUUCCAGACGCUGUUCAUUUGUGAAUUCAUCAAAUGCUGAACGCUCACUUGGUCUCAGGCCUUAGGAAGGCCCAGAAGUGGGUACUAAGACUUGAGCAUAUACUGGGUGCUCCUCUAAACUGGGUUUUUAGGCACUGUGGGCCCUUCUCCACUGCUUCCAUGGUGCCAUAGAUCCUGGAGAUGGGGAUGAUGUCCCUUUUCCACUCCCUGCAUUCUUGUCCAGUACCCAGCAUUAAUGCAAAUAUAAGAAUAGUCUUGGCUGGGAGGAGACCCAGGGGUUUGGAUGCACCUAGACGAAGGGGCAUCUGGGAACUGGAGCUGUUCUCUUAUCUGACCUUUGAAGGCUCCUGCCCUUCCUCUUUCCCCAUUCUCCAGGACAUUAGCCACGGUCAGACCAUGUACCAGUGCUCUCUGGCCCUCCUGGCUUCUCAAAGGCCCAGGCUCACACUGGGUUUAUGAAGGUGCUUAAGCGCCCACCCGUCCCCCUGGAGGCGGCUCCCAUUUCAGAGCUUCUCCUGCCUGUAUUGCCCUUGUAGACAUCGUGGGCAAGUCAGGCAGGAUAGAGGUGGCAGGUUUCAGCCCAAAGCAGGUCUGGGGUCUGAAGCCAGUGACAUUCAGGUUACCCGGGGGUCUUCUCUGAGCCAUGCUGCCAAGACAGGCCCUGGGGGAGGUUGUAGAAAAGCAAGGGGCACCAAGACCCCCAUGCCUUUCUCAGGGUGUGUGGCCUGGUGACCCUCCAACCUUCCCCUCUUCCACUGUAGCCUGCCCGAGCUUCUCAGGGGAAGGUGGCCUCCGUCCAUUGGUGCUUCUGCAGAUCUAGGGCAGGGCUGGCCCUGGGAGGGUAUCUCUGGUGCUUACAGCCAAGGGAGCCGUGGCAAGGUGACAGAAGCCAUGUGCUGUGAUGGCUGGUUCCAUAAAACCAUCCUCAGCCCAACUGUCCUUGCCUGCUUGGCCAGUGUGAAUAAAGAUAUUGGAUUCUCUUGGCAA
Molecule: messenger RNA, 2373 nt
Organism: Rattus norvegicus (Norway rat)
Lineage: Eukaryota; Metazoa; Chordata; Mammalia; Rodentia; Muridae
Source: RefSeq, a predicted model, not a curated record